AUGAUGGAGGACGACUCGGCCGCCUCUUCGGCUGCUGAUACUGCCUCGAUGAAGCGUACGGAGACCGGCAUCAUUUUGCACCCACAACCCCAUGACAACCCAAACGACCCGUUGAACUGGCCCACUAUCCGGAAGGAUAUAUGUUUUUUGAUCAUCGGAUUCCAGACUUUUAUUGGUGGUGGUCAGACGCCUAUCUUGGCUUCGGCUUUUUCGUCGCUUGCAGAGGAGUUCAAUGAACCCAUCUCUGUUAUUUCCUACUUGGUGGGUGGCUUUAUGUUGGCCUUGGGUGUUGGUUCGGUGUUUGCCAGUCCCACCGCUGUUCUCUACGGAAAGAGAUUAGUGUAUUUGUUGGGUAUUUUGAUCUUUUUGAUCGGUGCCAUUAUUGCUGCUGCCGCUCCAAACUACGGCACCCUUAUGGCUGGUCGUAUCUUGACUGGUUUUGGUGCUUCUCCAACGGAAAGUUUGACAUCUGCAAGUUUGAGUGAGUUGUAUUUCCAGCACGAACGUGCUUAUAGAACUGGUCUUUACACUCUUUUGCUUCUAGGAGGUAAGAACAUCAUCCCUUUGCUUUCAUCCUUGAUGUUUGAGCACUUGGGCCGUCAUUGGAUGUAUUGGAUCUUGGCUAUGUUCCUCGGCUUAAAUCUUAUACUUACAUUUUUGUUCGUUCCAGAGACUUUCUGGGAAAGAUCUCCAACUCCGAACAAGCGUUCCCUCCAAGAAACUGAAGCUGCUCGCCGUGCCCGUAAUUACAUUCCUCCAGAACAGAGACCACAUGCUUAUGCUCUCCCGUCUUCUGGUAACGUUGUGGACACGGACAGCUUGGCGUCCUCUCGUAUGGACACCACUAUUCAUGAAGAUGGCCAUAGAGAACCCGUCGGUAUCAUCAACGACGCAGAAACACAUAUUGAUGAUGGCGACUCUCUCGCUUCUACUCCCAAAAGUUUCAAAAAUAGAUUGGCUUUGACUUCGGGAAGACACACCCCUGACAAGUGGUGGCAGGUUGCCUUGAGACCAUUUUUCCUUUACUUGUAUCCCUCUGUCCUUUACGGCAGUUUGGUUUACUCCAUGGCUGUUGUGUGGCUUAUCGUCAUUUCAGAAACUGUCUCUGAGAUUUUUAAAGGUGAAGAAUAUGGCUACUCGCUGCAAACUGUUGGUCUCUUUUAUUUGGGUCCAUUUAUCGGUGGUGUGCUCGGUUCCCUUACCACGGGUUUUAUCGGAGACCGUCUUGUUAGAUAUUUUGCAUCUAAGAACCAUGGCAUUUACGAGCCUGAGUUCAGGCUUAUCAUGUUGAUUCCUGCGACAAUCCUUGAGUGUUUUGGGUUGAUGGGGUACGGCUGGUCCGCCGAGGAUACCCAGCCAUGGAUUGCUCCGGUGAUUUUUUUCAGUUGUUUGAGUUUUGGUUCGUCAAUGGCGUCCACUACCGCAAUCACAUAUACUGUUGAUUGUUACAAAAUGUUUGCAGCCGAAGCUUUGGUUUCCUUCAAUUUCGCUAAGAACUUCUUGGGUUUCAUCUUCUCCUUAUUCAAUACUGACGUCUAUUUCGCCAGAGGUGGUAAGGAUACAUUCGUUAUCUAUGGUGUUGUCCAGAUGUUCCUCAGUCUUUGUGGCAUCGGCAUUUACAUGUACGGUAAGAAGUUCAGAGCUUGGACCGAUGAUAAGGAGUUAUUGAGAAUGCUUUAUGCCCAUCCUCCAUCGUCUGAAGCCCAUGAAGAAAAGGAAAAAGUGAAUGAAGAAGAGCAUAAUGAAAGUGAGACAGAACUAGCUACGCCAAGCUCACCUGAGUCUUCCGCUGACUACUCAACUGCAUAA
Messenger RNA from Candidozyma haemuli, 1809 nucleotides. It is a transcript of the gene HOL4, whose product is annotated as Hol4p. The transcript is spliced from 2 exons. Gene Ontology annotation, biological process: transmembrane transport. The record is from RefSeq and is a predicted model, not a curated record. NCBI's taxonomy places the organism in Eukaryota, Fungi, Ascomycota, Pichiomycetes, Serinales, Metschnikowiaceae. The coding region runs from base 1 to 1809 and encodes 602 amino acids. Gene Ontology annotation, molecular function: transmembrane transporter activity.